AUGUGGUAUUGUAUGACUUGUGAAAUAUCUACGCUGCCAGCCCUAUACGCCGUUCUCAUGACUGGAUUAAUCGGGUUCCUGGUGGUACUCUACAUAUGGCUUUCGAUGCGUAAAGGGACGCGUUUCGUACGGCAUUAUCCUCCGCCAGAUAUCAACCUUCUGGACAAGCCAUAUGAAUCCGCUGAUCCAAAUGAGCUGCUCAGCUUCUGCAAUAAAGGCCAAUGUAAUGGGGCUUGGAAGCCUCCAAGGACACAUCACUGUUCAACUUGCAAUGUUUGCCGGUUGGACUUUGAUCACCAUUGCCCUUGGCUAGGCAAUUGCGUCUCGCUGGGCAGCAUGAAGGAGUUUUUAUACCUCCUCUUUUUUGUGCCACUGGUUUUUCUACUCGGAAUCUCUCCCGCUGCCAGCAUCCUUUACUCGCAGGCGAGACUGGCGUAUGGUGUUUCAAUGGCCGAUCCUUGGAUCAACGACGUAUGGUGGAGUUGGUACGCUUCGUGGAUUGUGUUUUGUGGUCCACUGGGACGACCUGUUAUUGGGACUCUUUUGGGAUACCGGGUUCUCAAGGACUCUCGUGUCCCUUCUAGCGGAUAUGGACAAAUGUUGGAACAGCCGCAUAUGAGAGUAUCCAUCGUGGCUCUGGUAGCAUUGAUCAUGAGCAUCUUUGCUAUGGGCUUGGGAGUGUCAACGUUGCGUAACUUGCUUCGAGGCCGGACGACGCUUGAGACACUCAAAGCGCGCGCAUAUCGCAAUAAAUUUGUUGUCAUACCUGCGGUCAACGCUGCAGACUCGGAAACUGGCUCAAUAGCCGACAUGCGUAAAGUAAUCACAGUACCACCCCAGGAAAAUCUGUAUAUCCUCGAUUGGACGAAAUUGUGGGGCAAGCCCCUGUUUACGUGCUCAGCUUAUGAUAGCAGUAGUGAAUAUUUAUGGCCCACGGUUAACCCGAAUAUUAUACACCAAGCACGAAACAAAGAUAAAUAA
Molecule: messenger RNA, 981 nt
Organism: Coniophora puteana RWD-64-598 SS2
Lineage: Eukaryota; Fungi; Basidiomycota; Agaricomycetes; Boletales; Coniophoraceae
Product: zf-DHHC-domain-containing protein
Exons: 6
Coding region: 1-981 (326 amino acids)
Biological process (GO): protein targeting to membrane; peptidyl-L-cysteine S-palmitoylation
Cellular component (GO): Golgi apparatus; endoplasmic reticulum
Molecular function (GO): protein-cysteine S-palmitoyltransferase activity
Source: RefSeq, a predicted model, not a curated record